GGUGGUGUUGUGCAUAAAGCAAUGCAAGGUCAGGAAAUGGUGCCUCCGCCAGGACCGCCUUUCUCGUCGUCUUGUACGCCCACAGCACAAGCUAUCUCGACGCCUUCUGAUGUUACUAGACCAGAAAUGCUAAGAACGCAGGAAAUCGAAAUGUGUGAUACAGCGAUCACAGCACCGACCACAGUGUCUUUCCCUCUCUCCUCCUGUUCCGCUUGUCCUGCCCGUCUAUAUGAUGACACAGUGGAAGACGAAGAUGGAGAUCAGAACACGUUUCUUCCUCCUGAAAUCACGAAUCAGUGGAAAAAAAUGAGUAAUGCGGAUGAUGAUUCUUAUGGCCGCUAUUGGUGGAAUUUAAUCUAGAACUUGGUCGUCAGGGAGGGGUAGACAUGAAAGACAUGACCAUGAGCAUGAGAAAGAACUAGGUAGAUAAAUUAAGUCUACUUGCAUUUGUUUUCUAAGCCCUUUAAUCUUAUUGUCCAAUUAUACAGCCGUAUGUAUUUGAGAGCACAUCGUCCACAAUAUUUAUCAGAUAUUGUCCUCCUCUAAUGCUAAUCUCUGCCACAAAACCUUAGAAGUAGCGAAUGUGGCUCUGCCGACCGGUGGCGAGAAUAUGAGUUCCUGCAGAAGCGCGUUCGCGAAAUAGCAUCUGGACGCAGAGAGUUGCGGUGGUCUGGACGCACUAGAGCUAGAGUAGAGCAGGGCUCUGCUAGUACUAUGGCUCUCCUAGGUGAAGAAGAUGAAUUUGAACGUUGGAGAAAGGAAGACCUAAGGGAUCCGCCUCUAGCUGAAGAAGACAUGAGAAGCGAUCUUCUAGACAUACAGUAUGAUCGUCUUGCAGGUCGUGAACCACGAGGACAGGAGCCAAGAAGUAGAGCAGAACAUGGAGGAAGUAGUCGAAAAGGCCGAUCAACAAGACACAGGAGCUAUUCAUCAUCGUCAUCAAGUGGAAGCCCUUCUUUUUCUUCUAGGGGUGUACAAGGAACAGGAAGUAGUAGACACGAUUCAGACCACUGACUCAAAAAAAAGGUUCGACUAGCUAGUUGUCCUUAGAUUGAUUUAUUUAGGUAACCAGAUUUACUGGGUGACCUCAUAGGUAGACAUGCACAGCUACAAACGAGGUUCCAUGACAUGACAAUGAGCGACUCUCUAGUACUUACUUUAGUAGACCUAGCCGCUCCACAUCUAAUAAAGCACGAGGAGAUAGUUGUCGUAGUGAAUUCGAAGCGAGUCCUGCCACAAGCAGACGUAUCGCAAGGGAGAUGCUAAACAUUUUGAAAGCUGAAGAACAAGAAAGGGAGCGUCGUAGAUAUGCAUCGAGCAGAGAACUUGUUACGGCAGCAUAAUGCGUUGUGUCCAUGAGUAGUUCAGCAGUUGUGUUGAAGCUCUCCUGGUCCUGUGGAUUGUAGUUUUUACCAUGACUUCCCAGUAUUUUAAUCGUUCGUGACAAGUAAUGCAAGCGAAAUAAUUGAUCUUCGUCUUCUUUUCAAACUAACACAAUUGAAGAUCUUCUUCUUCUUCUCAAAGAUUACCAUUACGCGAGCCAUCUCGUGUUCUAACGCAUCCAUGAUAGACGAAUACGAAAUCCCGAGCGUUGAAGAUGCAGAAGAGAACAUCCCCAUUUGCUGCGUUCCGCGACUAUGCGGUUGUCUGGAUGCUUGUCGGGAGGUUCUUUGUGCCUUCUUCGAUAAACUAGACCGCGUCGACGAACGCUUUACAGUCGCCGUCGUCAGAGCAUUCGACGAUGAGUCUUCCUACCUGUGA
Molecule: messenger RNA, 1761 nt
Organism: Amoebophrya sp. A25
Lineage: Eukaryota; Dinophyceae; Syndiniales; Amoebophryaceae
Source: the annotation of a GenBank genome assembly